This is a messenger RNA of Prunus dulcis (almond), 2442 nucleotides long. RefSeq names its product N-acetylglucosaminyl-phosphatidylinositol biosynthetic protein gpi1-like. The record is from RefSeq and is a predicted model, not a curated record. NCBI's taxonomy places the organism in Eukaryota, Viridiplantae, Streptophyta, Magnoliopsida, Rosales, Rosaceae. Gene Ontology annotation, biological process: GPI anchor biosynthetic process. The transcript has 9 exons. Gene Ontology annotation, cellular component: membrane. The coding region runs from base 300 to 2357 and encodes 685 amino acids.
UCCAAGUUGAGGACUAGCGAAUAACAUAAUUCAGGGGUCGUUUAUAUAUGACCCGUUCAAGACGCUGAAAAUCGGAGCCAGAGGAAUCAUGCAUGGCGAUUUCGCUUCCCUUCCCUCCCUCUCCAUCUCAACAAUAGCUAGCGAGAACCCUAACCCCAAUCUCUCAAGCUGGUUCAGAAGGGGGAUCUGAACCAAAAGCAAAUUUUGGAAUGAGAAGCAAAAUUUCGAUUAAACUUUUGAAGUUGGGAUAAAAUGGAGACUGUAAGUUGAGCCACUGAUUAGCAAUCAUAUUCACAAGGAUGGGAAGGAGGUGUAGGGUUUGGUGGCCAAAGCAACUCUCAUUGAGCACACCAUCAUCCUGCUCCAAUUUCUUGCUGGGUUGGUUCAUUUCGUCGUCUUCGUCUUCUCUUGACGUUGUCGUAGCUUUUGCCUGCACUGAACAAGCGCUUUCUGAUAAAAAAUUAUGCAUUCAGGGAAUCCUUCAUGACACAAAUGGAAGGAUGCCUGUGUUGCUCCAGGAUAAGUCAAUGUUGUGUAUAGUGGGUCAAUUUUUUAAAGUUCACUCAAAAGAAGAUCAAUAUCAUUCUUCUUGUUGUGGGUGCCACACUCUCAAUGGAUCACUAGAACAAUGUAGGCAAACUUUUGUAGGAAGCAAUUAUUGGAUCCAGAUGCUAUGUGAUCCUCAAGAACAGGUUGGAACAGAAAUUAGUUGGAUUCCUAAACUGCAUCACAUCCACUGGAAUGGGCAAAUGGUGUUUCCAUGUGAUAUCCACUUAAUAUUCUACGAGACCCCAGCCUAUGGUGCUCACCAUUUCUCAUUACAUCCUUGGAAUUCAUUUGAUCAAGUGAGUGCUCCUGAGAGAAAACCCAAGUGGGUUGAUGAACUUCACCAGAAGCAGCCACUCCUUGACUUGGAUACGGUCAUUCUGGCAAUCAAUAGCUCCGCUGCCGCUGACAAAGUUUUCGAAAGAUGCAUGGGUCCCAAGAAAUCUACUGUGCGCUUUUCCACAGUUUACAUGUUUCUUGCCUUCACAUGGCAACUAUUUGCUGUGUCUGUGGCUUCAUUGUCCAUGUUAUUCUAUGUCAUUGUUCAGUUUCUCUAUAGGCUUCUGAAGUAUGCGUCAGAUUCAUGGGUAUACAUCAUAUCAGUAAAGGUAUUCAGCAGUUCAAGGAUAAAUAUCAGAAUCCGUUGUUCUCAGAUCUUGUAUUGGCCAAUCUUUCUUCAAGAUAAUGGCACAAGGUCUCUAUCAAGUGUUGAAUAUGCGGAGAAAGCUGCAUUGCAUAAGCAUUCCAUGUGGUCAAGUUUAGCUGUUGAUGUACUUCUGGGAAACUUGUUCGGUUUGGCACUGCUGUAUCAUGCAGAAUCUGCUUGCAUGUGGGUCCUGAAAUUUGCCAGUGACAUUACAAAUGAGUUAUUGCGCUCAGGUUGUGUGUGGUUAAUGGGAGUCCCCGCAGGUUUUAAGUUAAACACGGAAUUGGCAGGAGUUCUUGGGAUGAUUUCUCUAACUGCUAUCCAGAUUUGGUCUACCAUUUGGAUCUUUUUGGGGUUUCACUUCAUUUAUUUCAUUAGAGGACUUGCUAUAUCAGGAAUCAUUUUUGGGGUGACUGUACCUGCUGCUUUGAUAAAAGACUUGAUUGCACUGGCAACAUUACAUGUGUCCACUCUUCACUGGUUGAUAUCACUUUUAUAUUCGACUCAGAUACAGGCAUUGGCAGCUUUGUGGCGCCUUUUCAGGGGUCGAAAGUGGAAUCCUCUUCGUCAGAGAUUAGAUAGCUAUGACUAUACUGUCAAGCAACACAUCGUUGGAUCUCUUCUGUUCACACCACUCCUGCUUCUAUUACCGACAACUUCUGUUUUCUAUAUUUUCUUUACCAUUAUGAAUACAACCAUCAGCCUUAUCUAUAUACUGAUUGAAAUCACUAUAUCUGUUAUUCAUGCCACACCUUACAUCAAAAUUUUCCUUUGGUUGGUCAUGCCAAAAAGAUUUCCCUCUGGGAUAUGGUUUGAAAUUGUAUCUGUUUGGAGUGAUUGCAUUUAUUCACAUAAGGAUAUUAGUUCACCAGCAGAUAAAUUGCAGAGUGAAAAGGGCCUAACUGGAGAGAAAGCUUCUGUUGUGGUUUCAUUUCUUCAUAGCAACUUCUUGACUGUAGGACAAAUAGUCAUGCCUCACUACAACAAGAUUCUUUCUGGGAAACCUCGGACAUUGGUUGCUACAGCAGCUUAUGGAGUCCUUACUGGCAGACGGAUUCCAUCUACAAUUGGGACUGAUCUUCCAAUAUUUCCAUGGAUGCUAAUCUCCUACAAAGAGUAUUGGCGGCUUUGCCACGAUUCAAUUCUUGCAUGCUACAGAAGAUGACUAGAGAUUUUUAAAAUUUUUUAUAUAUGUUUUUUUUUUUUUACAACUAAUUGCAUUCUUCAUUUAACCUAGAGUUUUUUUUUUA